Fusarium sp. VM40 is the source of this 270-nucleotide messenger RNA. NCBI's taxonomy places the organism in Eukaryota, Fungi, Ascomycota, Sordariomycetes, Hypocreales, Nectriaceae. The record is from the annotation of a GenBank genome assembly.
AUGCCUCAGUACAGAAAGAAAAAGGUCACAAGUCGAGAGUCUUACCCCACUCGCCGUCCGCGCUCGCAAGGUCUAGAGCAGGACAAGGAUGGUGAUGCCGCUAUGUUGAAAAUGCUCCUCAACGCACAAUUCAAUAUUCUUACAUGGCUUUCCGAUACGCUUGCCAUGGAUGAGGAGGAGACUGUCGCCUACGCCAAGGAGAUAGUCAACCUCGAAGGCGCCGGAGAGAUUCGAGUUCCUAGAGGCCAACUCCGGAACCGACUUGUAUAA